This is a messenger RNA of Ostertagia ostertagi, 342 nucleotides long. Lineage: Eukaryota; Metazoa; Nematoda; Chromadorea; Rhabditida; Trichostrongylidae. The record is from the annotation of a GenBank genome assembly.
UGUGCUUUCCCUCUCGUAGCCGACUGCCCUUCGUCCGUCGAGCGGUCACUCGUCGAGAAGUUCACGAACUGCUCGACAUCAUGUGAGUCUGACGAUGACUGCGUGCCUGAAAGAGCUGUCGGUUAUGCUGUUCCACACACAGUGUCUGUAUCCGAUUCGAACUACCACCUUGUUUCCACAUGGCACUCACAGCAGAACUGUAAGCUGCGUAAAGUACAACGCUGCGAUCGUGGAGGAAAAUUUGAGCGGAUGCAGUGCGAUGACAAUGGCUGCUUCUGCGUGGACAUCGACAGCGGUGAUGAGAUAUCAGGCACGCGAACCACUGACAGCCUUCCAAAUUGU